This is a messenger RNA of Daphnia carinata, 2061 nucleotides long. RefSeq names its product signal recognition particle receptor subunit alpha homolog (gene SrpRalpha). The record is from RefSeq and is a predicted model, not a curated record. The transcript has 10 exons. Gene Ontology annotation, cellular component: signal recognition particle receptor complex; endoplasmic reticulum membrane. The coding region runs from base 95 to 1984 and encodes 629 amino acids. Gene Ontology annotation, molecular function: signal recognition particle binding; GTP binding; GTPase activity. Gene Ontology annotation, biological process: SRP-dependent cotranslational protein targeting to membrane. NCBI's taxonomy places the organism in Eukaryota, Metazoa, Arthropoda, Branchiopoda, Diplostraca, Daphniidae.
UUGUUGUGACGUGUAGAAAGUAGUCAAAAGACGACGGGAGAAACUAGAACAAAUUGCUUUUUCAAAAAUUUGGAACCAGCCUUAAAAAAGGAAAAUGUUGGAUUUUUUUUCGAUUUUUAGCAAGGGAGGGAUUGUGUUAUGGUGCUUUCAAGGAACUUCCCAGAUAUUCACGUCUUCGGUGAAUGCGUUAAUUAAAGCGGUUAUUCUGCAGGAGCGAACAGGGCAAUUGUCCUACGAUCAUGAUAACGUGACCCUAAAAUACAAACUUGAUAAUGAGUUUGAAUUGGUUUAUGUUGUGGCUUAUCAGAAAAUUUUAAAGCUGUCGUAUGUUGACAAGUUUUUAAAUGAUAUCAAUAUGGAGUUUCGAGAUGCUUACAAGAAUGAACUACAGCUGCAGCAAUUUGGAAGGAACUUUGAAAUAAGCGAAAUGUUUACCAGCAUCCUGAAAUCAGCUGAGGAAUGGGGAAGGGCACAGGCACUAGCUCCCAGAGCAAUGAAGUCAUUUGAGGAGUCACAAAAGUCCAAGAAAACUGUGGCUUCAAUGAUUGAACGAAAGGGAGAUGACAAAGAAAAUAAAAAAGUAAAAAAAGUUGAAAUCAAAGUACCUGAUGUUAAAAUUCCAGAACCUAUCAAUGUUGAAUUGUCCGAAGAGGAUCUUAUUCAGCAAAAAAGACGUGAGUUUGCCGAAAAAAUGGCAGCUGGAAAAAACAAAAGCAAACCAACAACUGAAAAGCUAAAAAGUCCUAAAGCUGCCUCAAAGAAAUCGAAAGAAAGUCGAGUAUGGCCAUUGGGAGGAGCUCCAAAAGACAUGGAGACGUUGGACUAUACAAGAGACAAAGACCUCGGCGAGAGCCCACUACCACAACAAGCUGUAUAUCUUCCUGACCCUAAAGCCGUUGGCACACUUCAAGGAGAAGUUCGGGAUAUGGAUUUUGAAUCAGAAUCGGAAGAAGAAGAAGAUGUAGAGGAACGAGGAAAGAAUGAUUAUGUUCCUCAGCAAGUUAGCCAACAAAAAAAGAAGACCGGAAUAUUUUCGCUGUUCAAGAAUUUGGUAGGAUCAAAAACAAUCAGUGAGGAAGACAUGGCCCCUGUCUUAGACAAAAUGCGCGACCAUCUAAUUGCAAAGAACGUAGCCUCUGAGAUUGCCGGUAAAUUGUGCGACUCGGUGGCUGCAAAGCUUAAUGGCAAGGUGCUUGGAACUUUUGAGAGCUUAGCAAACACUGUUAAAGCUUCUCUCACCGAGUCGUUAGUGCAAAUUUUGUCUCCACGUCGUCGUGUUGAUAUUUUGCGUGACGUCUAUGAAUCCCAACGACAAAAGCGUCCAUACGUCAUGUCCUUCUGUGGGGUCAAUGGUGUCGGAAAAUCCACUAAUCUAGCCAAAAUUUGCUUCUGGCUCGUUGAAAACAAUUUUCGCGUUUUGAUAGCCGCUUGUGAUACAUUUCGCGCUGGUGCUGUUGAGCAACUCCGCACUCACAUGCGCCACUUGAACUCUCUCCAUCCUGCCGAAAAACAUGGCGGUUUGCCCAUGGUCCAGCUGUAUGAAAAAGGAUAUGGAAAGGAUGCUGCUGGAAUUGCCCUAGAGGCUAUUAACCAUGCGCAAGAAGCCGGUAUCGACGUUGUUAUGAUUGAUACUGCGGGAAGAAUGCAAGAUAACGAACCACUAAUGAGAGCACUAGCGAAAUUGAUCAAAGUGAAUGAGCCGGAUUUGGUUCUUUUCGUCGGAGAAGCUCUAGUCGGCAAUGAAGCUGUUGACCAACUUGUCAAAUUUAAUCAGGCUUUAGCGGAUUAUUCUGCGUCAGAAAACCCGCAUACUAUCGACGGAAUCGUUCUAACUAAAUUUGACACAAUCGACGAUAAGGUCGGCGCUGCCAUUUCGAUGACUUACAUAACCGGGCAACCCAUCGUCUUCAUUGGCACCGGCCAAACUUAUGCCGACUUGAAGACGCUGAAUGUCAAGGCGGUCGUAAGCAUUUUAAUGAAAUAAAUCAAUUAUAUUGUAAAGGAUUUGGAACACUUCUCAUAGUUUUUCAAAUAAAUGGGAAAUAUGGAAAAAACAGAAAA